Messenger RNA from Calliphora vicina (urban bluebottle blowfly), 1247 nucleotides. Its product is annotated as PH and SEC7 domain-containing protein-like. Lineage: Eukaryota; Metazoa; Arthropoda; Insecta; Diptera; Calliphoridae. Bases 525 to 1211 code for a protein of 228 amino acids. The transcript is spliced from 4 exons. The record is from RefSeq and is a predicted model, not a curated record.
UUUUGAUUUAUCUAUUAAAUGUUGAAAUAAAUUUCAAUUUUCUAAAAAAUUAAUUGUUUAAUGUUUAAAGCAGAUUAUAUGUUUGCGUGUGCCAACUUGUGUAACUUUAACAAAAAGAAAUUAUAUCUGUUUCUCUAUCACUAUAAAAAAAUUGGGUGCUUAUUAUUAUUAAGUGAUUGCGCUUUAAUUUUUGGCAUAAUUAUUGGAUUAUUAAACAUUUGUUGGAUUAUUUUACAAAUACAUUGUAAUAUUGCAUUUUUUUUACACCAACGAAUUUAAAAAAAAAAUCCCCAAAAUCCUCACAGGUGCAUGUUAUAUACAAAAAAAGUCUCAAGUUUUAUGAAUAAAAUCCCAGCAUAAAAUCACUACUGCCUACCAAUGUUAACUUAAUACAGAAAUUAUUUAGUUUUUAAAUGCAACACAAAAUCUACCUUAAUUUAAAACCAAAAAUUAUAUUUAAACAAAUAAAAAAAAAUAAUAUCAAACCAAAAAUAAAAACCCCUUAAAACUUAACACAAAAAAAAAUGAAUUGUGUUGCUAUACCGCCCUCCGAAGAUAAACGCAAUGCUGCUGCCGCCAACGCCAACACAAAUUCCUCCAACUCUUCCACUCCUUUGCACAUUAUGCAUUCCGAGGUAACUCUGACCACGCCCAUUAUAGAAAAUGGCUGUAAUACUUCAAGUACGGGUUCGCAUAAGUCUCAAUCUUUACAGCGCACCACCACAACGCAUCUGUAUUGUCGCUCGUUGGAAAAGGAUGCAGCCGCUUUGGCUGUCCCUCAAAGACGUACCUCGAAUUCAAGGGGUUUUGCCUCGUGUCUAAGGGGUGAAAGAGAUGAUGCUUUUUUGGAUUAUCAACAAAGAGCCAUACAAUAUGAGUCAAGUGUGAAUGGUAGGCAGCAACAGCAUCAGCAGCAAAUGCAACAGCAUCAGUUGCAGCAUGCAGCAGGGCUUCAGCAACAAUAUUAUCAACAGCAACAGCAGCUGGGGCAUCAGCUAAUGGAUGAAAAUCAUCCGGCACAGGUGCUGCAGACAAGUAUGAGUAGUACGGGCAGUGGCAGUAACUAUGAAACGACAACGGGCAGGAGUGAGUACAAAUCGAAAACCCUGCCACGCAUACAUUUCGAUAAUUCUAUAAAUGAUAUGUCGCUGAAUGAAGGCCAUAAAACUCAACUUUUUUUUCUUCUAUUUAACCUUGGACUUCUAAUAUGAUUUUAUCACAAACCUCUUAACUAUUAUAAAUACAAA